Abrus precatorius (Indian licorice) is the source of this 2048-nucleotide messenger RNA. Its product is annotated as pentatricopeptide repeat-containing protein At3g06430, chloroplastic-like. NCBI's taxonomy places the organism in Eukaryota, Viridiplantae, Streptophyta, Magnoliopsida, Fabales, Fabaceae. The record is from RefSeq and is a predicted model, not a curated record. Gene Ontology annotation, molecular function: protein binding; mRNA binding. Bases 106 to 1599 code for a protein of 497 amino acids. The transcript has 2 exons.
GUUUCCUAAUCAAAGAAAGGGAGAAAAUGGUGAUUUGGAUUGGAUGAGUUUUGGGGAUUCUCUCUAUCUUUCCACUUUCUUUGGACAGUCACAGUGUCUGUGAGUAUGGCUUCCAUUUCUCUCUCUUUUUCUUCGUCCGUUGUUCCCUCUCCUAUUCCUCAAGACAAAUCCAAGAUUACUCCAUACCCCACUUCUCAAGAUCCUAUCUUUCGUGUUACCCGCUUCACCAUUUCACCUCCACCCUCUAAGAAUCCUUCUUCUUCUUCACUUCCUAAAAAGAAACACUGGAAACAAGGCGAGUUUCCUGGUAUUUCCGAAACAUCGUUACCUACGAGGAACACCCCCAUCAAGAACCUCAAGAAGAAGUUGGACAAAAAAAACAAUGCUAAGGCCUGGGUCAACACUGUCACCGAAACCUUAUCUGAACGCGUUGACAAGAAGCAGUGGCUUCAAGCCCUUCAGGUGUUUGACAUGCUUAGAGAACAAACCUUUUACCAACCCAAAGAAGGGACUUACAUGAAACUCAUUGUGUUGCUUGGAAAAUCUGGUCAACCCCACCGCGCCCACCAGCUUUUUACCACAAUGAUUGAAGAAGGUUUGGACCCUACUCCUGAAUUGUACACCGCAUUGCUGGCUGCAUAUUGCAGGAGCAACCUCAUUGAUGAGGCCUUUUCAGUUCUUGAUGAGAUGAAGAAACUCCCUCUGUGCCUGCCUGAUGUUUUCACUUACAGUACAUUAAUAAAGGUUUGUGUGGAUGCUUUCAAAUUUGAAUUGGUUGAGUUUCUGUAUGAAGAAAUGGCCGAAAGAGGUAUCACGCCAAACACUGUCACUCAGAACAUUGUGUUGAGUGGGUAUGGCAAGGCAGGGAAGUUUGAUAGGAUGGAGAAUGUGUUGUCUAGUAUGCUGGAGAGCACUGCCUGCAAGCCAGAUGUUUGGACAAUGAACACAAUUAUCAGUGUGUUUGGCAACAUGGGUCAGAUUGAUAUGAUGGAGAAGUGGUACGAGAAAUUUCGUAAUUUUGGUAUAGAACCAGAAACGCGUACUUUUAACAUUUUGAUUGGUGCCUAUGGAAAGAAGAGAAUGUAUGACAAGAUGUCGUCUGUUAUGGAGUAUAUGCGCAGGUUGCAGUUUCCAUGGACGACCUCUACUUACAACAAUGUGAUUGAAGCAUUUGCUGAUGUAGGUGAUGCAAAGCACAUGGAGUGUACGUUUGAUCAGAUGCGUGCUGAGGGUAUGAAAGCAGAUACCAAAACUUUCUGCUGUCUUAUCAAUGGUUAUGCAAAUGCUGGUCUCUUCCAUAAGGUAAUUAGCAGUGUUCGCUUGGCCGGGAAACUUGAGAUAGCUGAGAAUACCACCUUUUAUAACGCGGUCUUAUCUGCAUGUGCAAAAGCAGAAGAUUUGAUGGAAAUGGAGAGAGUUUUCAAGCGUAUGAAAGAUAACCAAUGUCAACCAGACAUGACAACGUACUCAAUCAUGGUCGAGGCAUAUAGAAAAGAGGGUAUGAAUGACAAAGUAUACUAUUUGGAGCAGGAAAGGCAGACAAUGACGACCGAUGAUAUAAAAGUGAGCCAGCUCGAGGAUGAAGAAAUCUUUAGUUGAUUUGUGGUUUAUAGUUAAGAUUGCUAAUACAUCUGUAUUGUUUACGACCUCCAUUUUUCUGGAGCAGCUGUUUAUUUUUGUUUUGGCAUGGAUGGAGUGACCAGCUGCCAAGUUACGUAAUCAAGCUCUGCCUAACUUGUGUUUGUUGUAGAGUUAUAUUUCAUUUUUGGGUAUCCAUUUUAUUAACAGAAGAGAGUCUGCAUUUUUUGGUGUACAGGGUUAAUGAACUGAUAGUAGAGUGUAUUAGUUUCCUAAGUCAAAUUUGAGUUCAUGUUAUUUUGAAGUGCUGGCGUUCUCACUCCUGCUGUUUACCAUGGCUUCUUGUCUUGAAGAAGGCUAUGUUGACAUUUGACAGGCUAAAAGAAUUGCUACUGCUAAUUGAUCCUCCUAAUGUUUCAUGUUAUAAUGGUAGUCCCUGCAAAAAUAUAUGUUCAUAACAAAUGGUUCUC